ACGGCCAUGUUGUCUCUGUGUAGACUAAACCUGCACAGAUGUUUGUUAAUGAGGCUGACGUUGGUUGUGUCAGUUGUCAGCUUCAACUCUAAAAUCAAACUACGCAGACAGACAUAGUUCAAGCUGAUCACACUGUAGUUUGGAUCAAGGUGACGUCAGCUUAAAUGGUUGGUUCCAAUGCAACAGCAAGAUUUUACAGACUGGUAUUUUCCAAAACAUUCAGUGUCAACACUUCGGAUCCCUCAGUUCAGUUUCAUUUCAAAUAAAAUCCACAAUCAGUGUCUGAGGAGGAGGAGUGCCCAUCCAAAAACACUCUGUCCACCGAUAUCAGUUCAUAAAGUAAUAUUCUCUUGUCCUGGUUUAAGAGUGAGAUUUUUUUUCUCUAUGAUAUGGUCCCAUGUCACUAUGGCUGCUGUACUCAUCCUAUUUUUGCCCUUCAUUCUCUUCUGUGGCUCGGUACACUAGAAAAUUACCUCAGUUCCACUAUUUGUCUUUUCAGAGAACGCCACUGGUCUGAUCCGUGCUUCUUGGUUUUUAUUUGAUGUUUUCUAUGCAAGUUGUUGGGUUGUGAGAAAAAUUUUUUUCCUUUCAGACUCUAUGAAACUCACUCUGUGUUCUGGAAAAGGCUCAUGGACAUUUCUUCAUGUAUUAUACUGUAUCUGUAACCAAAAUCAUUUGAAGGCCCAUGAUAGAAUUUUUAACAAAAGUUUGUACAUUUUGUAUGGGAGUUAUUACUAGUUAUACUUUAUAAAGUAGUGCAAUGUUUUUUUUAAUCCUUUAUUCCAUCUUUUGGUCGUCAAAAGCUGGAUCAAUAAAUGUAUAACAACUUCUUCUAAAACGCUGCUUGUUCACUCAUUCAUUUACAGGACUUCUACUACUACUUUUCACCUGCAACUCUCACUGCUGCAGAUAGAGGUCAGUGUUGUUGCCACGUCACAAGAUCACAAGUCUAGAUGUUCUUCAGGUUUUUGGUCCCAUUUUCCAAAAACACAGGGAUUAUGGGAUAUCAAAAUUUGAACAAUUUUGUUGUCACAUUUGAACGUAAAAGUAUAUUCUAGUUCAAGGUUAAACUGUAAACUCAGUUUGUCCAGAUUUUCAAAAAAAAAAAAAAAAAAAAUCAGCAUCCAGACAUUUAUAUAAAAUUGUGAUACAAGGAUGCAUUAUGUUUCACAUGUUGCUAGGUGACAGUUGCGUUCAUUGUCUUUUCUCCUUACACCCUAUUAUAGUUCUUAAAUGACCACUCAGAGGUUGUGUCUGGGGGUCACUGUUUGAAUAGUCAGGUUAGAAUACUACCCAACAUUAGUUGUGUAAAUUUUCCCUUUGCAUUAAUCCAUACCUACAACAGGAGUCGUGGGCUGCCCCCUGGUGGAAGUGGAGCUUUUGGUGGACUUCAACCGGCAAACUCUGAUAACAAGCUCUGUCCUUUAAGCACUACCAGGUGAUUUGUCCGGAUGAUUAUUAGAAUGAAGAAAAUCAUCUCGUGAGUCAUAACACUUCUAUUCAACUGUAUCUGUAGUCACUGCAGAAUGUUCUGGAUUUCACAGCUCUACCUUUGAAGUGACGCCUCCCGCUCUCAGCCUUGUUGUUUAAAAAAGUCUAUCUUUGUGCCGCACGGUGGCAAUGUUGUACUCUUUGCUCGCAGAGACAAUAAUCUAUGUAUAAUUCCGAUCACAGGUUCGGUUAAAGUUGUCAUCUAUUUGUCACAGUACAAAAUAUUCAUAUAUUAAUGCUAAUGCUAAGGCCACUGCUAACGGGAGUUACACGUGCACUAAAUCUCAACUCGAACGCAACGGAAGUGUGAUAAUGAUUAUAAAGCAGUUAUUUCAUUUAUUUUAUCGUGUUCAGAAACCAUUUUUUGUGUGUAAAAUGUUUUUAUUUUGUUAUUCUAUGUCUGUUCAGAAAACGUGACCUCAAAAACAAAUCCACCAUGUCUGGCAGUGACAACAUAAAAGGAGGAGACAGCGGUACACACUGGAUGGAGUCUCCUCCUCCUCCAACACCGUACACCUCCUCCACUGUGGGCUCCUCUUCUCCUUUUACUCCUCUCUGGUCGUCACGGAGUUUGGUCUUUGGUGAACACCGACUUUACCAGGACUGUUUCCUGACGAACCACUGCCUCCUCACCCCGGGCUGCUGUAACCCGUUUACGUACGAGAGCUAGGCGUUAACAGGAGGAAGUGAACUUGGGAGAAGUGACUGCUGCUGCUGCUGCUGUUGUGAUUCCUCUUCAUUCACACUUGACACUUACUUCGUACGGUGUACUUUGGCUCCAGAUGAUACGGCUGGUUUGUGGCUGAGGCGGUGGAACCGAAGCGCUGUGUCCUGGUUCUGUUGGACAGUACCGUUUGCUGUGACAUCUGUUGUAAACGGGUAAAACUUCUUUUUAACUUUUUUAUUUGGCCAGAGGCGGACAACCGAAGAAGAAGUUACUCAGAAGUGUCCGGCAGCAGCAGUACUGGAUAUUUGACCUCAUACAAAGAUCGUUUCUGAGGAAAGAGAGAAAACGACAAGAUUGACCGGCGUGAUGACACCCAGCAUUUACCUCCUCAUCCUCACCAUCAUCCUCACCUCCUUUCUCACAAGCUGCAGGUCGGAGAACGCUGAGGAGCGACUGGUCAACUACUUGUUAGGUCCAGAACGCUACAAUAAACUGGUCAGACCUGCGGUGAACAAGAGCCAACAGGUCACCAUCUCCCUGCAGGUGUCUCUGUCUCAGCUCAUCAACGUUAAUGAAAGGGAGCAGAUCAUGACGACCAACUUAUGGCUGUGUCAGGAGUGGAAUGACUACAGACUGAGGUGGGACCCAGACCAAUAUGAGGGCAUCAAAAAACUACGGAUUCCCUCCAAACACAUCUGGCUUCCUGAUAUUGUUCUUUAUAACAAUGCUGACGGUGUCUAUGAGGUCUCCAUCUACUGCAAUGCUGUGGUUUCCAACACGGGGGACAUUUUUUGGCUUCCCCCAGCCAUCUACAAGUCAGCUUGUGCCAUCGAGGUGCAGAACUUCCCCUUCGACCAGCAGAACUGCACUCUGAAGUUCCGCUCUUGGACCUAUGACCACACCGAGGUGGACCUCAUUCUGACCAGUGACUUUGCCAGUCGCGAUGACUUCAAACCCAGCGGUGAGUGGGACAUCGUGUCGCUGCCUGGACGUAAGAACGAGGACCCUGACGACAUCACCUACCUGGACAUCACCUACGACUUUGUCAUCAAGAGGAAGCCUCUGUUCUACACCAUCAACCUGAUCAUCCCCUGUGUCCUCAUCACCUCACUGGCCAUCCUGGUCUUCUAUCUGCCUUCAGACUGUGGGGAGAAGAUGACGCUGUGCAUGUCCGUGCUGCUGGCUCUCACUGUGUUCCUGCUGCUGAUAUCAAAGAUAGUGCCACCCACCUCACUGGCAGUGCCCCUCAUUGGAAAGUACCUGAUGUUCACUAUGGUUCUGGUCACUUUCUCCACCGUGUGCACCGUCUGUGUCCUUAACGUCCACCACCGUUCCCCGUCCACCCACCACAUGCCAGAAUGGGUCAAGAAGUUAUUCCUGGUCCAACUGCCAACCUUCCUCCUCAUGAGGCGCCCAGGUUCAUCCAAUGUCCGUGAUAAACUAUGCAGGAAGUACGCACUUCCAAAUAGCACUUCCAGGAACUGCAUGGGGAAGAAGCAGUACUCCAACAUCCACCUGGGCGGGAUUCGACCGGACACCGACUCUAUCUACGUGAAUGAGGACCUGGCACAGAAGUAUUGUUGGAGGAUGAGCAACCUCCCAGAGGAUUGUGCAGGGGUUUCAGAAUCACCCCGGCUUUUGGCCAGUCAGUGGGAUAUGGAUCUGGAGGAAGCCGUGGAUGGAGUGAAGUACAUCGCUGAACACAUGAGGACUGAAGAAGAUGAUGAAGGGAUCAUCGAAGACUGGAAAUACGUUGCUAUGGUGAUAGACCGUCUGUUCCUGUGGAUCUUCAUCUUGGUGUGUGUGGUGGGAACACUGGGCCUUUUCCUGCAACCGCUCAUCCAAAGCUACAACAUACCCACAGCUGAUGAAACUGAGAUUGGAGAAUUCUAGGGCUUUAACAACACAAUACGGAGAAGGCCUGAAUGAACUUCUUUUACAGUAAGUCUUAACUGUCCAACAAUGGAUGGACUCAGACGGGUCUCUAUUUCUGGAUGAUAGUGGUAAAAAAAGAAGACACUGAAGUCUGGUAGUUUGAUCUCAAAUAACAAAAUACAUUGGUAAUGGAACAUGUUUUAACCUUCGUGUCUUCACUGUCAACAAGGGCACAAAGAUAUUUAUAGAGUUCAAAACAUGAACACUCAGCUGUUCAGCUCAGUUUUUACAUACAAACAAACUCCAAAAGGCUGAUUUUCUGUGUGUUUUUAAUCCAUACCUCAAGCGCUCUCCUUUACGGUACUGAUACUGUGAAAAAUCAUAUUAUACUCUGAAUGUGUGAGACACAGUACUUUGUCUCCUCCAACAUCAUAAAAAUAUGAAGUACACCUUUUUUCCUCCUGCCUUUUACUUGUUCUGCUUCAGAGCCCUGGACUUGACUCCACCAUCCAUCUGCUCAGCAUUACUCUGCACAUUAAUUCACUGUUAUAUUUAAACACCGGUUGUUGUUGUUGUUGUUGUUGUCCUGCUUUAUUCUGACACCUAAAAUAUUUCUUCAUAAAAAGUUUUAAUGAAAA
Molecule: messenger RNA, 4671 nt
Organism: Cynoglossus semilaevis (tongue sole)
Lineage: Eukaryota; Metazoa; Chordata; Actinopteri; Pleuronectiformes; Cynoglossidae
Product: neuronal acetylcholine receptor subunit beta-2-like
Exons: 9
Coding region: 2525-4051 (508 amino acids)
Biological process (GO): monoatomic ion transmembrane transport
Cellular component (GO): postsynaptic membrane
Molecular function (GO): transmembrane signaling receptor activity; acetylcholine-gated monoatomic cation-selective channel activity
Source: RefSeq, a predicted model, not a curated record